AUGACGAGCACCAUGACGAGCACCGUGACCGACAGCACCGUGAUCAACACCAUGACCAAAACCAUGCCAGCCGAUCUCCCUUCCCGCUACGAGAUCCGCAACCUCGGCCCGGAGCACAGCGACUGGGCCCUCGCCAUCCUCUGCCACACCAACAUCUUCUACGGGCCCCUGUGGAGCUCCAACUACAAGGGUACCGAAGCCGUCAGGCGCUGCCUCGCCCUCUACGAGCACGCGCGGUACCUCGUCGACCACCAGAUCGAGUCGGGCUUCUCCUUCGGCGUCUUCGACAAAGAGUACAAGCCCAAGCGGCCCGAGUCUUCAUCACCAUCAACCACCACCGCCGACGGCGGCGGCGGCGGCGGCGGCAAGCUGUACUGGGACAUCCACGCGGACCCGGCCACCCUGUCGGCCUCGGCGCUGCUCGACGCCAUGGACUUCCCGCUCGUCUCCAUCGCGCUGAGCUACGACAGCAUCCACCCGCUCGACCCGGCGCGCCUGGCGCCCCUCGCGCCCGUCCUGCCCGCGUACGGCGAGGGCUUCGCGCGGCUGAUCGCAAACGACGCGCGCGACCCCGCCAGCUGGCGGGCGACGGCGCCGCUGCAGGUGCUGUUCCGCAACGCGACGAGCACGCGCAGGGACUACGAGGGCCGCGGGCUGAUGAAGGGGCUGGCGCACUGGCUGAUGCGCUGGGCGGCGGCGAUGGGGUUCCGCGGCAUACAGAUCGAGGCGUUUAACGAUGCCGUCGCGAAGGUGUGGACGCAUCCGCCGCCGCCGUUCGGGGGGGAGGCGGUGUCGGAGGUGAGGACGGGGGAGGUGGUGGUGGAAGAGGGGGAUGGGUCGGUGAGGAGGCCGUUUGGGGAGUCGACGCAGACGCUGACGAGGUGUUAUGUCACGUUGAAGUGA
Molecule: messenger RNA, 903 nt
Organism: Diplodia corticola
Lineage: Eukaryota; Fungi; Ascomycota; Dothideomycetes; Botryosphaeriales; Botryosphaeriaceae
Exons: 1
Coding region: 1-903 (300 amino acids)
Source: RefSeq, a predicted model, not a curated record